Molecule: messenger RNA, 1757 nt
Organism: Paramuricea clavata
Lineage: Eukaryota; Metazoa; Cnidaria; Anthozoa; Malacalcyonacea; Plexauridae
Source: the annotation of a GenBank genome assembly
AUGGAAAAUCUUUCUCAGCAGACAAGAACACUAACUAAUCGGAAUUUUCAUACUGGAGAGCAGUCGUUACCAAUGGGAUGUUGGAACAAAGAUCAGCUAAGUAAAACCAUAACUGGUUCUACAUCAAGCCCUACAUAUAGUGUUGGCAUUGACAUCUUUCGAUCGGGUGAAAAUGGCUGUUAUAAUAUUGAAGCUAUCGUCUCAAAUAGAUUUUAUACAGUGAAGCGCCAUUAUAGUCAUUAUCAUGCAAGAUACAGGUCAGUGAACAAGAGUCGCAAUUUGAAUAACUUAAUUCCAGCUCAGCAAACACCAAUUCAAUUUACAAACAAGCCUGGUUUAAAAUUGCUUCAACUUGCUGUCCUAAAUGCUAGAUCAAUAAAGAACAAAACACUACAAAUCAAAGAUUACAUUGUGGAUAAUGAUAUAGAUAUUAUGGCUCUCACAGAAACUUGGCUUAAAGGUCAUGAGAAUUGUGAAUUUACAACGUGUGAUAUUUGUCCUUCAGGUUAUGUAUUUUCCCAUGUUCCACAGUUAACUUGUCCUUUGAUGAUGGUUUUACAGUUAACUUGUUCUUUGAUGAAUUUUCAUCUCUCCUGGAGUUACUGGUAUCUUCUUCUGGUAAAUUGCUCAUAACCGGGGACUUUAAUAUCCAUGUUAACGAUACGUCUGAUGCAACUGCUCUUAAGUUUCUGGACUUACUUGACUCGUUCAAUCUUAUACAGCACAUUAGCAUGCCAACACAUAAAAAUAGUAACACUUUGGAUCUCAUUAUCACCAGAUCAGAUGAAGAGACUGUCUGCAAUUUAUCUGUCAAUGAUCCUGUCAUUUCAGAUCACUUUGUUUUACAUUGUAACUUGAAUUUGGCUAAACCUACUAAAAUUAAGAAAAUUGUAACAUGCAGGAAAAUUCGAUCAAUUAACACAGAAAAGCUGCGCAAUGACAUAAUCAACUUGUCACUAUACCUAUCGCCUCAGCCUGUUCUUUCGGAACUUUGUGACCAAUAUGACAAGGUUUUAUCUUCAAUCCUUGAUGAUCAUGCGCCACUAUUGACUAAAACCGUCAUCCGACCAGCAGCUCCUUAGUACAAUGAGGAUAUUGCAGUGCAAAAAUCGAAGAGGCGCAAGUUCGAACGAUGCUGGCGUCGUUCUGGUCUCCAAGUUGAUCUACAGGUUUACAUCAAUCAGUGUCUAUUGGUCAAAGAAUUAGUUAAUACUGCAAAAGCGAAUUAUUAUUCUUCCUUGAUUGAGGAAGCGGGAUCAGACAAUAAGAAACUGUUUCACACUAUUGAUCGUCUCCUCCAUAGGCGUCCUGAGAAAUUCUAUCCGUCAUGUGAGUCGCUCAACGAACUGUCAACCCAAUUUAACAACUUUUUCACCAACAAAAUUGUCAAAAUUAGGGAAGAAUUAGCCAAUGACGAACCUGCUCUGACUCAUCUACCGGAAUUUGAUACUUCCCUCUCCCCCGAGUCAGAGCUGUUUACCUUCCCACCAACCACUGUGGAUGAAUUAUCAAAUUUAAUAUAUCCCAUCGCGUCCAAAUCAUGUGUCCUUGACCCAUUACCAGCUAAAUUACUUAUUCCUCAAAUAAAUGAUCUUCUACCAGUUAUUUGUAAAAUUGUCAAUUUAUCAUUGGAAUCAGGUAAUAUGCCAUCUACUUUGAAAAAGGCUGUGUUAACUCCGACCUUAAAGAAACCUUCAUUGGAUUAUCAGGAAUUUGUUAAUUUCAGACCAAUAUCGAAUCUUAAGAUGGUUUCUAAG